This is a messenger RNA of Drosophila guanche, 547 nucleotides long. Its product is annotated as lysozyme P-like. The record is from RefSeq and is a predicted model, not a curated record. NCBI's taxonomy places the organism in Eukaryota, Metazoa, Arthropoda, Insecta, Diptera, Drosophilidae. The transcript has a single exon. The coding region runs from base 43 to 468 and encodes 141 amino acids.
CCAAUCAUCAGUUCACAAUUCGAACCCUAAACCGUUUCUACAAUGAGAGCUUUGCUAGUGAUUUGUGCCUUGGUUGUGGCCUGCCUUGCACCUGACAUCCUGGCUAGCCGCAUCUUGGACCGCUGCUCUCUCGCCAGGGAGAUGACCCAACAUGGCGUACCACGGGAUCAGCUGGCCCACUGGGCCUGUAUUGCCGAGAAGCAAAGCAACUACCACACGGAUGCGGUGAGCCCGGCGAACAAGGAGGGCUUCCGCAGUUAUGGGAUCUUCCAGAUCAGCAAUCAGUAUUGGUGCUAUUCUGCAAACGAAACUCCCAGGGAGGUCGAGUGCCGCACAGUCUGUGAGGUGUUCUUGGAGGACGACAUUGGCAUGUCCGUGAUGUGCGCCAGAAAGAUUCAGGAGAAGCAGGGCUGGUCCGCUUGGCCAGGCUGCACCGGCUCGCUGCCAUCGAUCGACGAUUGCUUUUAGUGUUCCAAAUAUGUAUGCAAACCUUAUGUAAAUCCUCGAGGAGUGCACAACCCAUAAAUAUUUCUUUUAAUGACGCGUU